UAGUUUAGGGGGGGAAAAGGAAGCGCAAAGCGGAAAGAACGAAAAAGCAGGAGUGAUCGGCAUCGUAUCGGAGUUGGGAUUUGGAGCAUCGGAAAGAGAAAUGAGCCGAGAAGAAGGCGGUGGAGACGCGGCUGCUAGUAACAAUUCUGCAACAAAGCCAUGGGUAGAGGAAUUGCAGGUCAUCGGAAGCCUUAAAGAUUCGAAAGACUCAGCCAUUCGCUCUGCUCGUUCCCUUCUCCAUAACUCCGCUACCCAUCUACGCUCUUUCCAGGAUUUUCUACCACAAGCAUCUUCCCAGUAUAAAUCUUAUGAGGAUGCCUUUUUCAAUAAACUUAAAGAGGGGGUGAUGAGUGCAAAGGAACACCCAGGUGCAGCUGUUGGGAUUACUAUUACUGCUGCUCUCUUUCUUAUGCGAGGCCCAAGAAGGUUUCUAUUCCGUAAUACAUUGGGUCGAUUUCAAAGUGAAGAGGCAAAAUUUCUUAGUGCCGAGAAGAAUAUAAAAGAGUUAAGUCUAUCUGUUGAUUUGAUGAAAAAGGAGAGCUCUAAGCUGCUUGAAAGGGCAGCUCUUGCAGAAAAGGAUAUGAAACGUGGCCAUAAAGAGCUCAUGAAUGCUGGAGCUCAAACUCACCAUCUUGCCAAAUCAGUUUACAAGGUUGAGGCUGAAGCUGCAGAUUUGAUGGAUGGAUUGCGAGAAAUCCCUGGCAGGGAGGCAUUGAAACUACGAGCAGAGGUUGCUUCAAUGGCAUCGCUUUUGAGGCAGCAGAGGGUUUCACUUGACAAAAGGAUAAGGAAGAUAUCCGAAUUGGGGAUACCUGUCUGAUUGGAAGGAUCUUUGAACUGAUGCUUGCAUUUUCUAGAUACCAUGUUACUCGUAGAGCUUCAACUUAAUUCGGCCAAAAUAAUAUUACGAGUACAAUUGAAUUGUGAGACUAAUUCAUUUUCCCCCUUCUUUUUUGCC
Hibiscus syriacus is the source of this 958-nucleotide messenger RNA. RefSeq names its product RGS1-HXK1-interacting protein 1-like. The transcript has 9 exons. Bases 101 to 820 code for a protein of 239 amino acids. Lineage: Eukaryota; Viridiplantae; Streptophyta; Magnoliopsida; Malvales; Malvaceae. The record is from RefSeq and is a predicted model, not a curated record.